UUUUCAUUUCACACAUACUUGUUUGACUAGAAGCAAACAGCGAACUAAGCAUGGCAAAGAUGAGUCUCUCCUCCUACAUAUUAAUACUAACUUUCUCUUUGUUUUCUCAAGGCAUUUUAUUUUCAGCUUCCAAGUCCAUAAGGAAUUUAGAAGACGACAUGGUAUUUAAUACAUUUAGGAUGGGAAAGGCCUUACAGAAGGAAGACACUGCUGAAAGAUCGGUCGUUGCUCCUUCUCUGGAACAAUAUAAAAACGAUGAGAAUGGUUUCAUGAACGAUGAGGACAACAAAAAUUCUAAGAACACAGGCUCCAAACAUAAUUUCAUAAACCAUGGUCUGCCGCUGAAUCUGGCUCUCAAGCCUUAUCUUGCACUGAAAGGAUCUGUAGCUUUUCCGGCUGAGAAUGGGGUGCAGAAUAUUGAAUCAAUACAAGAAAAGAGAGAAAUUGGGGAUGAAGAAAACUCAGCUAAAUUUCCGAUAGGAAGGAGAGAUUUUGACAUGCUCAGGUGUAUGCUGGGCAGAGUCUACCGACCUUGCUGGCAAGUCUGAUACCUGCUGGUCCACAUCAUCUUCUCAGAAGAAACAAAACCAUUUCAUUGCCAAUGAGGAGAAAAGCCCUUCGUGUUAUUGUAAUUUGUGUUAUUAUUUUAAACAUCUCCCUUAAAAGAAAGCUGUGUUAAGAUGUACUCG
Messenger RNA from Heterocephalus glaber (naked mole-rat), 689 nucleotides. It is a transcript of the gene Pmch, whose product is annotated as pro-melanin concentrating hormone. Gene Ontology annotation, biological process: chemical synaptic transmission; behavior. Gene Ontology annotation, molecular function: type 1 melanin-concentrating hormone receptor binding; melanin-concentrating hormone activity. The record is from RefSeq and is a predicted model, not a curated record. Lineage: Eukaryota; Metazoa; Chordata; Mammalia; Rodentia; Bathyergidae.